CGUCUCACCUCGGCCACCCAGUUCAUCGCGCGCGAGUUGGACUCCUGGAAUCCACGUAUUUUUGUUUUUGCGACAGAGUUGAAGCUGUCCUCCGUGCUCGUGGUGCCUCUUGAACUCUCAUUGCGAGGCGCAGCACAGUCGCAGAGAAAUGUUGGCCGCGUGCAACACCGCGGCCGCAAGGACACACGCCAAGAGCUUGGAGCAACCAGCUACGGUGGACUACAACGCAGAAGGAAGAUUGGCUGAGGGAGGUCUGGAGGAGCCAUCCGAACGGGCGCUGCCUACGAGGGAGAACUGGCGCCACAAGAUGGACUUCCUGAUGUCCGGGGUGGCCUUCGGUGUGGGUCUUGGAAACGUCUGGCGCUUCCCCUACCUGUGCUACAAGAACGGCGGCGGAGCCUUCCUCGUCCCGUAUGGCCUGACCAUGAUCUGCACCGGAAUCCCCCUCUUCUUCUUGGAGGUGGCGAUGGGGCAGCUCACUCAACAGGGUGGCAUUGGAGCGUGGAAGAUCGCGCCACUUUUCACUGGCAUCGGCGUGGCGUCGAUGGUGAUCAUCUUCCUCAGCUGCAGUUACUACGCCGUGAUCCUGGCCUGGUCCCUCUACUACCUCCUGCACAGCCUGACCACGGCUCAGCUGCCCUGGACCCACUGCCGGGGCUGGUGGGUGACGGCCGCCUGUUCAGAGACCUACUCGUCGUGCCCGACCAACGCCACGGCGAGCAACGUCUCUCUCGCCCGGAGCCAGGGAGCCGGCAAUGGGAGCAAGGCAGCAGAGUCGGUCUGUCCCGAGAGGAGCUCACCCACCACAGAGUUCUGGGAGCGCAACGUGCUGCGUAUGUCGACGGGCUUGCACGACCUGGGCUCGGUGAACUGGGAGAUGUUGCUGUGCCUGCUGGCCAUCUGGAUCGUCGUCUAUUUCUGCGUGUGGAAAGGAAUCAAGUUCUCCGGCAAGGUCGUCUACGUGACCGGCACUCUGCCGUACGUGCUGCUGCUGGUGCUGCUAGUACGCGGAGUCACGCUGCCGGGCGCCCUGGACGGUUUAACUUUCUACCUCAAACCAGACUGGACUAAGCUCGCCACGCCGCAGGUGUGGGUGCAGGCCAGCACGCAGGUGUUCUACUGCUAUGGCGUUGGUCUUGGGGUGCUGCCUGCUCUCGGUAGCUACAACAAAUUUCACAACAACUGCUACCGGGACAGCAUCGUGCUGACGCUCAUCAACAGCGCCACGAGCCUCUUCUCCGGCUUCGUCGUGUUCUCCUUCCUGGGCUUCAUGGCGCAGGAGCAAGGCGUUGACAUUUCCAGCGUUGCUGAAGCAGGACCCGGGCUGGUGUUUGUGGUUUACCCGCGCGCCAUAUCGCUCCUGCCCGUGCCCGCUGUCUGGGCCGCUUUGCUCUUCAUCAUGCUCAUCCUGCUCGGCGUGGACAGUGAAUUUGCUGGGAUGGAGGGGUUCGUGACAGGGGUCAUGGACAUAUUCCCGUCCCAGCUGAGCGGCAAGAUGCGGAGGGAGGUCUUCACGGGCCUGUGUUGCCUUGUCAGCUUCCUUCUCUCCAUCACCAUGGUGACGCAGGGCGGCGUGUACGUGUUCCAGCUUUUUGACAACUACGCGUCCAGCGGCAUCUCCAUGCUGUGGCUCGUGGGCUGGGAAUGCAUCGCUGUGGCUUGGGUUUACGGAGCCAAUCGGUUCAUGCAGGACCUGACGGCGAUGCUCGGGUUCCGUCCGCACGCAUGGGUGCGGUGGUGCUGGAGCGUGGUCAGCCCUGCCGUGUGCUUGGGUAUCUUCUUGUUCCACCUGGUGCACUACGAGCGGCUCACGUACAACGACCGCUACGUGUACCCACGCUGGGCCGAGGCUCUGGGCUGGCUGAUGGCACUCUCCUCCAUGCUGUGCAUCCCGGCUGUGGCGCUCUUCAAACUCCUCAGGGCCAGGGGCAGCCUCGCCCAGCGCUGGCGCCACCUAACGUCGCCUCAGUCGGCAGAUUUGCCCAUCCACUUCCAUCAGAGCCCACCCUCUGAGCUGCCUCUGUUACGCUCGGCUAAAGCCUGAAGGACACACUGCAGUUAAUACCCCGAUUUACAUCUCCCCCUCUUUUGUACUGUUGUUUAGCGAAAUAUCGUCGUCACUUUCUUGUAUGCAUAUAUAUUAGACUUCUUUCGCACCGUACGUAUCCAACCGUGCUAAUCGAAGGUGCGGGGGAAGGACAACAAACUAAACCCAAAAAAACUGUUCUA
This is a messenger RNA of Lethenteron reissneri (Far Eastern brook lamprey), 2229 nucleotides long. RefSeq names its product sodium- and chloride-dependent creatine transporter 1-like. The record is from RefSeq and is a predicted model, not a curated record. Gene Ontology annotation, cellular component: plasma membrane. Gene Ontology annotation, biological process: nitrogen compound transport; sodium ion transmembrane transport; amino acid transport. NCBI's taxonomy places the organism in Eukaryota, Metazoa, Chordata, Hyperoartia, Petromyzontiformes, Petromyzontidae. Gene Ontology annotation, molecular function: gamma-aminobutyric acid:sodium:chloride symporter activity.